CUCGACCAAAACAUUGAGGAUCCGAUAACUUGUCAACAGACAGCACCGAGGCUGACGGCAAACUUCCGCAGGGGUUGACAGAACAAACAGUGAAGCUACGCCAAAAAAGCACACACUCCUGUCCAGAAGACAGGCCGUCUCAAUGCAUUACAGAGGACCGAAAGCGCUGAGGAGGUCAUGGAUGCGUACGAAUUGUUUUCAAGUUGCAAAAAGGGCGACAUUUGGAGAGUCAGAUACCUCAUUGAACAGAGAGAUGUGGACCUUAAUAUAAGAGAUAACUGGGACAGCACCCCGUUGUAUUAUGCCUGCCUCUGUGGUCACGAGGAGCUGGUCCAGUACUUGUUGGCUCGUGGUGCCAAGUGUGAAGCCAACACGUUUGAUGGGGAGCGGUGUAUGUAUGGCUCCCUGAGCGACGCUGUUCGACGCCUCCUCAAAGAAUACAAGUGUGUUACUGCCCAAACCAUGCAGCGUGACCAUUUUUACCAUUUUCUGCACACGUUGCUGGAGCAGGGUCAGCACAGCGAUGUCAAGUUCCUGGUUCAUGGAGACACUUUCCCGGCUCACCGCUGUAUUCUCAGUUCACGGUCAGAAUAUUUUACUACAAUGUUUGAGACGAAAUGGAAAGGGAAGAACUUGAUCACCCUCAAACACCCUUUGAUAAAUCCUGCAGCCUUUGGGGCCAUCCUGAAGUAUUUCUACACAGGACGUAUGGACAUCGAUUUUAGCCUUGUGGAUGACUGCAGGCGACUGGCAAAGCAGUGUAAAAUGGGAGAUCUCAUAGAUGAGCUCGAGAAUAAAUGUAAACAGUUGUAUGAAUUCGUAUCUAAUAAGCCAGGAAUCUGUGUGAAGGUGCUCACCCUGGAGCCACAUAACUCCAGACUACAAGAGGACAUGGCUCAGCUGGCAGACUGUGCGCUUCCAGAACAACUAAGAGGUGGAUUUGGGCAACUUCCCUUCAACAAAUUUGACACCUUCCCCACUUAUCCUGACAUUUGCUUCAGAGUUGAUGGCUACAAUUUCUUGUGCCAUAAGGCAUUUUUCUGUGGGCGCAGUGAUUAUUUCAAGGCCUUGCUUGAAGACCACUUCAGCGAGGGAGAAAUGCUGCAGUCCCAGCCCAGCACCCCGGUGCUCACUCUGCACAACAUCUCCCAUGAAAUCUUUAUUUCCCUUCUAUAUUACAUAUACAGCGACGACACAGAGCUGACGCCGGAGAAUGUGCUUGACGUGCUCUGUGUGGCUGACAUGUAUCUGCUACCGGGACUGAAGCAUCUGUGUGGGAAGACCCUCGCCAAGACUAUAUGUGAAGAAAACGUUCUCCACAUGUGGAAGACGGCCAAGCUGUUCAGCCUGUCACGUCUGGAAGACCAGUGCACAGAGUUCAUGGCCAAGAUCAUUGAGAGGCUGGUGGAGCAGGAUGAGUUUGCUGAGAUGAUCAAGGAGGAUGCUGCAUCGGUGGAGAAACGCCACAAGACAGACUCCAUCCCCCUGGUGGACGACAUCCGCUAUCACAUCAGCAGCAACGUCCAGACCUUCAGCGCUAUUGGGGAGGCCAGCCAGAAACUGGGAGCCCUGGAGCAGCUGCUGAUCAGCAUUGACCUCGAGUGCUGAACGAUUCGCAGCGGUGUGGCCACAGCUGGCAAGCUUACCGCUGGUGUGGUGUUUAUGAAUCGAGUUUUUAAGUUGGAUUCUUUUGUUUUUGUGGAGACUUCACUGGACAGGAGAGGAGAGAGAUGAUGUGAGGGAGUAGUGGUGGUAACAUCUGUGGUGAGGACUGACAGGAAGAUAAGACUGAGACCAAACAUAUCUCUGUAUGUUUGUAGGUCUUAGUUAUUUAGCACAGAACAUGUAUUUUCAAGGGAUCUGGUGGUGUGGUUACACUGAAGAGUGUAUUCAGUGGGAGCCAUGUGUGUUGGCAGUUUUAAGUUUUAUCAAAUCUGAAAAUUGGUCUUUGGUGUGGUGCAUUGAGUCAUUUUAUGUUUUAAGCUUGAAACAAAAUGGCUUGUGAUUAAAUUGUGUAUUAUAUAUUUAUGUUUGCAUUGCAAAUGCAUGAAUUUAUUUUAUAAGCAAGGAUUCUCUGCAGUAGAUACAGUUUUGAGUAGCUGGCUAUGUAGCUAUAUACUUUUAAGGUAAACCAGCCUCAGUAAAGGUAGUUUAGCUCCAAAGGGUUGUUGUGAACAUCAGAUUUUAUUGCAGCCCAUAUUAAUCAUGUCAGACAUGAAUUUUCCUUUCAUGCAAAGGGAAGUCAGUGAGUGAGUGCUCGGGUAUUUUGACAUGUGCUUGGGAAAUUUAUGAUGGCUUCUCUUUGCUUAUCAAGAAAGUGUUACCUUCUUCCAUUCUUUUGAGGAUAUAUGUUAUAUAAUCCCUCAGAGUGACAGCCAUUAACAUGUUAGAGUAGUGAGUGAAGCAGUAUAGUCAGAUAAAACUAUGUUUUAUUGUAUGUUACAUGCACAGAAACACAAAUUAGUGCAAAACAAUUGAAAGUUGUAUUUUUCAAUUAUGAUCAUUUAAAUUUAUUUGUUUUGAUUGGCUUGGUGCGCUUCACCUCACCUUUAGGUGCCUACCAUACAACUGUGACAUUCCACUGCGACACACACACCCAUACUUGUUCCCCUGUAAAACAUGACAGCGUUGUGUGUGAAUGCAGAAUGAUCCGUCAUGUCCUGCUGCCCUGGAUAACAGCAAGCCACUGUUGAUCAGUCAUUUCAAGUCGAGCUAUAUGCAGUCGGUAAUUAAACAAAAAGGACUGUGGACGGUGUCAGCCACUCCUCAGUCUCUUCUUGAAUGUGAUACUGCACAUGCGCUGUGCAAUUCUUAUCCAACAUGUGAAUCUGGAAGUAGAUCUUUUUCCCCCUUCUCAUGAUAACACCCUAUUUUACUUUUUAAAAACAUAAAAAACUGAAUAUUCUUCAGGUCUUGUGCCAGUGUCUUAGUUGGCAGUGUUUUCUGUUAAUACACUGUAUUUGUCUUAUGUGGAAUAAAAGAGUAAAAAAGCUUU
Molecule: messenger RNA, 2995 nt
Organism: Myripristis murdjan (pinecone soldierfish)
Lineage: Eukaryota; Metazoa; Chordata; Actinopteri; Holocentriformes; Holocentridae
Gene: abtb1
Product: ankyrin repeat and BTB (POZ) domain containing 1
Exons: 12
Coding region: 178-1608 (476 amino acids)
Cellular component (GO): ubiquitin ligase complex; cytoplasm
Molecular function (GO): protein binding
Source: RefSeq, a predicted model, not a curated record